AUGAGGAACAUCGGUCGAGCGAGGAAUUCGCUCGUGCUGGCCAUCUGGCUGAUUGUACUCGCCAUUUCGGUACCUGCCAGGGCCGAAAGAUGGUCUCGUCAGGUUUCCAACAGCGAAUGGAUCCCUUUGGCGAAUCCGCGCAAUCGACAAGGACACAAUCAGAAUCUUGGAGCCCAAGUGCUUCCUCAAGUUCAUCAGCCAUUGAUUCCUGCUUCGUUGCCACCUGAGCUGCGGCAAGAGUACCAGCAACAGUUGCUGCAGCUUCAGAAAACACAAGAAAGUAUUCAAAGAUUGUUGCUGUUGCAACAGCAACUGAAAGCGCAGCAGAAUUUGUUGCAGAAUCAAGCGUUCGCUCCCAAUGGAUUACCCGAGAGCGAAGAGAAUAAACAGGCGCUACACCAAAGUGCUAUCGCUAAUGCUCAAACGCUUCCCGGGCUAGUCCCGGAGGUUUUGGUACCGCCUCAACUCUCAGAGCAACCGAACCCACCGGUAUAUACGUCGCAAAAUUUCCAUGAACCCCAAGGUGAAGAUAUAAGACAAGAACAAUACGAGGAUUACAGUGAUCGUCAACCUUCGGAUUACAGAAAUCCUGAAAGGGUGAGAGAAGAAUUGAGAGAAGAAGACAAAUACGUGCCCGAAGCCCCUACGGGCCAGGGAAGCGAGGGCGAAAACGGUGACGAUGGCGAGGAAGAGGUGCAAGUCGUCUACGUGCCGGCAGAAACGUUGGCUCAACGUGGCCACGCGAAGAACCAGCAACGCGAGCGUGAUAGGAAACACUUUGGUAAUCAAGACACUCGGCAGCAUCGCACCCGUCCUUACACCCAUCAGCAAGAAUCCUUGGAGAGCAGUGGUCGGCAACGCGAGAAUGAUCACACGACGGUGUCGCCGGAGGACGACGCUUACGCGCGUGAGUUCCUUCAGCAGUUGCAGAGAGAGCACGAGGGAACUGACCGUUUGUUGAAGGAAGCGCGUGAGAAGGAGCUCGCUCGAUUGCGCGAGGAGAGAAAAGAGAUUCAGAGACGCGCCAAGUUACAGCAAGCCGCGGUACAGCGGGAGCAGGAAAUCCAGCGGCAGCGGGAAGCCGAGAAAAAGCAGAAGGAACUGGCCCGUCUGGAGGAAGCGGCCAAACAGCGUGAGCUCGAAAGAAUUCGUGAAGCGAGGGAAAGGCAAAGAUUCGAAGAGAUGGAGCGAUCGAAAAAGGCGCAGGCACGGAUAAACGAGGAGAAAAGAAAGCAAGAGGAAGCUCGACUCGCCGAAAUCGAGCGCUUGGCAAUGUUGGAACGACAGAAAAAGGCAGAGAUCGAUAAAACGAUCGCAGCACAGAGGGAUCUGGAGAGGAUACAGAAGGAAGAAGAGGAACGUGCGAAAGAGGCCGAGAGGAGUCACCUGGCGCGGCAAAAAGAAUUAUCCAAAACCCGACAGGAGACCGAAGCUUCGCCCCAGGCCCAACCCCUCAUCAGGAAUCAUCACAAUCACCAGCAGCAUCUCGGCCAAUCAGGAAAAUACAACAGACACGGAAGGAUUCGCAACAAGCCACGACAGCGUCAACAGCAUCAGAACGCCGAAAAUUCUCAAAAGAUCGUUCACGAAACAACGACGAUUACACCGCCGUCGCCCAACCAACCACCGCUGGCAGUCUACAUGAGCAAACCGGUCGAUGAUACGCGAGUCAUAAGAAUAACGGACGUUUUAAAAACCCUGAAAGGUGCUCAAACCAUAGACGUACUCGACAGCGUUGGUCAGAAUUCCCCCCAGGUCUUCGUAGGACCAUCGAACCUGGAAGUGCCUGAGAGCUACGUGAAAUUCGACCUGCCUUACUUGUCCUCCAUCGACAACAACAGAGUGGAACGCCGCGUCGACAAAUUGCCAUUUUUCGUCGCCCCAUUGAGCUUCAAUCCUCCCCCCGGUUAUUCCAAGAUUCCAUUCCCAGCUCCCCACAUCGGUUCGGUCGUGAUAAACAACCUCGAUUCCAACAUAUCGAUCACUCAACCGGACGGAAGUCUCGAGGAAGUCAAUAAAUCACAGUUGAGUCCUCUCAUAGAACCGAAUUCCUUCAGUGAGGAUAAUAGCCAAGGACAGUCGUAUUCGACGCGCUUCGAUUCUUCAUCGACGCCUAGUUACGCCAAUGUUCGCCACGAGGAACCUUCCAGUACGGCGCAGUAUCAGACGAGUCCUUCUUACGCGACCGUCGGGGCCAGUGGGCCAGGUUCGAACUACAGAUUCCGGCAGCCUUUCGAUGCUGGGAAUCCUUCCGGGCCGCAAGAACAAUCGAAACUGAAUUAUCAGGACCAGAUCCAGCAGCGUCCAGCCUACCAGGAGCAAUCUCAUCUGCCACUGGCCCAAGAGAAUCCUCCGCAAUACAGUGACGAUUCUGCAAGGUCAACGACUCCAAUUUACCGACGACCCAACGUCGUGACUUCUUUCGCUUACCAGGAAAGCCCUCAGCCCGUACCGUCCAGCACGCCCAUAUACGAGGAGAGUUACUCCAACAUACGCGAUGACUCGUCGAACGGUCCAGCAAACUCUCAGCUCACCUCAGCCAACGCGGACCCCCCGCAACACCGCCAGGUCGUGAAUCGCUACCAACUGACGGAUCAGCGGAAGGACCAACGCGGCCAAGAAUAUUCGAACGUUCAAGUUGACCCGGAGCCCGUGAGGUAUGAAGACUCGCCCACGGGUCCCACCCAGUACAACCUGCCUGCUGAACUUCCACCGAUCCAUCCCCAACUACCCGGUCUCGUAAACUCACUUUUGGAUGAAAAUGAAGAAACUGCGUUCAUCAACAAGGAACCGAGCCUGCCUACGACCACGAGCACGACCACCGUGAGAACGACUACGACUGCUCACGUGCCUUUAACGACCCACAGGACGAGGGGACGUCAGAGAGGCAGAGUGGUGGCGACGAGACCAACCACAACGACCACCCCGGCCCCAAGCUCCUCAGCCAAGUCUCGAGACACGGAUAGAACGAGGCGGCCUUUCGGAAGAACGAGAUCAAGAUACACCACGACUACGGAAGAGUAUCGGGAAACUUACGAACCAACGAAAGCCAAAGCUUCGCCAACAACACCGCGGUACACGAGUCAGGAGAACUAUCGACGACCGGCCUCAUCGAAAAGUCAAAAAUACAAGAGCCGCGAGACCGACGAUAACCUUCAUGCCUCGAGGAGCCAAGUGCAGGACGUCCAAGCCCACGAAGCUGCCAACUCCAGGAACUCACCUUGGGACCAAAAUCCCCGACAGCCUGAAAACACCGCGACCGACUCGAACGCCCCGGUCUACUCGCAGUACGACUUCGCAUCGGCGACGACCAGUCGAGAAAAUUAUCCAGCACCCGAGACCGACGGAUCCCAGAUCCCAAGCACGACUGGCCAAGUCGAAUACUCCAAAGACCCGAUCCCCCGUCGAUCGAAACCCGCCGCCUUGAGCAGCCUGCAGGAUCAAGAAGAGUUGAUUUCACAACAGUUUCAGGAACGUUAUCCAACGGCGGACUUCAGCCAAUCGGGCCUCGACGAAGCGCCCGUUAAUGGGUUCAACUAUCAAAUCAGAAACGAAAACACUCCGACGACACCGGCCAUUCCACCUUCGUCCAAAGAUUUUUCAUACUAUCAGAACAAUCAAGAAGCCUUCGACAGUUCGCAUCUCCCUCUCGUAUCGACUAACGCACCCUUCAAGUCACGAAUCAAUGAUUAUCAACUUCCUCCUCAGUAUGAAAGCUCAGGCUUCCGUACUGGUGAUCAGAACUCCGGUUUUAGAGGCAACGACGAUGGCCUUUACGAUCCCUACUCACAGGACGUUGGGGCUCCAGCAGCAGCUCGGGAACCAGCACCGCAGGAGCUCACAACGGAAGCCCCGACGACAACGACGACGACGACGACGGAAGCGGCGCCGGUGAUUAUCCGCCAAAGAGUUCGAGCUCGUUUGGGAGGACGAGGGCGUCCAGAGGCUGUGGUUCAGACGAAAUCGCGAGGUAGCCAAGACGAGUACGUUCGUUUCAGUGCCGUCAACAACCAAAACACACCCACAACGGAACGUCCCACAUCUCGAAAUCGCGAAAACCAUCGAACAAAGCCAAAAUCCCGUCAGCAACACCAGGGAGUUCAAAUACAAACGGAAGGCAACGAUUACGUGAGGAUCCAGUCCCCUAUUAGGACCUUCCAAAAAACCAUCGUGACUCCUCCUUCAACCAGUUCGAGAACUACCACCACUCAAGUCCCGAUAACCACCACCGAAUAUGAAUCAUCUAAUGACGAAGUCGAAUACGGUUUCAUUCGACCACCCAAUUUCGCUCCAGUUCAACCAGCCGAAAACCAGUAUCAGACGCCUUACAGACUCGGCGACAAUCAGGCCCAGUUGCAAUCCAUCGUCGCAACGGACGAGACCGCCGCGGAUUCGGUUCCUAACCAUGCGCAGGUCUCUCGCAAUCGACCAAAGUAUCAAUCCCCAAAUCGUCGCCCCGCGAACAAAGUCGUUACAUCGACGUCGCUUACCUCAGAAAAUUCGCCUUACACCGAGCGACCCCGUACUCGGAUCGAGGAACCAAAGAACAAUCGAAUUCGGGUUCGGGGUAGGAAACCCGGAAGAAGACGCACGACAACGACUACCACGACCACCACGGAAUACAUCCUCGAAGAAAACAAUGACCUACCGCUCGAAGAGAACUACCCUCGGCCCUUGAAAACUUUAGAGGACUUGGGCGACAGACAAGAGUUUUACAAUGAAAAGUUAGAGGCUCUGCCUUUGGGAGCAGGAUCGCUGGCGAACUCGGCUCAACACAGUCAAAGUUCGUUCACGAGUCAAGACUUCAUGCUGAACUUUGGAUCGGAGCCAGAUCAUCUUCUAAAUCCAGAAAUAGAUCAGACCCAAUUAGCGAGCGAGGCGACCAGAAAAUACGGUAAUCCGAGCGGAACACGUUCGAGGAGCCAUCAACAUAAUCGAGACAAUCAGGAGCGAGAUAUUUACGGCUCGGAAUCACAAUGGUCGACGAAAUUAACAAGCGCCUCUUUCCAACCAAGUGCCAACGUCAAUGGACUCGGUGAUAAUGAUCGGAAAACAUUGAAUCAUAUAGAAAGGAAGAAAAGCUCGUAUUCGAAGGACGUUGCGUCGGCUGAUGCACCCGAAGUCAUAACCGCCCCACCGGAAGAAGCUUACGUCACUAUCAUGGUCUCUUCGGAUGAGGUUCCCAAAAAAUCAGCAACUUCACCAGCCGACACUUCGAUCGAAACCUCCCCUAUGGAGGACACUAAUUUUGGAAUGAAAACAGGCUUCGAGAACCAACAAAAUUUCGUAGAAAAUACUACUCCCACUCCUAAACGAACCGCAUUCGAAUCGAACUCCAAUGGAACUGUGGUGAAUAGCGAAGAAGGAACGUCCGGAAGUCCCGGUCAGGUGAAUCAGCCACCCCGAAGGGUCGGUGGACGAAGACGGCGAGUUCGAGUGCGCGUCCGACCGGCAGCGAGCGAUGACUUCGUCACCGCGGAAUCUCAGCAUUUUAAUUCCGCAGUGAAUAAUUUGCUCCAAAGCAGGCUGAAAUACCGUCGCCGUCCGGAGGAAUCGAGAGGAGCAGUGACGACAACCUUGCCCCCGAACUACGACGACUACACCAGUACGUUGCCACCGGAGAAAAGCAUUUUUGAAGAUUUGCUAAAAGAAGUUUUCGCAGCAGAGAAUAAGUCGAGUAGCGCUGAUAGUGAAGUUACGACUCCCAGUCAGAGCUCUCCUGAGCCGAGCGAAGUGCCUCAGGAUCAACUUAAUACAGUUUCGCAAGUUCAGGAAUACACAACAGAACCGGAAGUGUCGAGGUCGCCCGAAGUUCUAUCGGAACAAUCCAAUGUCGUUGUCAACCGGUCCGACGAAGUUUCUGUGGCUCCCAAUCAAUCCGAAGUCAUCGGAACGUCUGGCAAUUCCUCCGCUAACGCGUCAACGGCUGAAGAAGCAACGAACUCGACUGGGGAAAGCUCGAGCAAUGCUAACGAGCCGGAUUCGUCAACGGACACUCCUCUCAUGACGACUAUGACCGUCCCAAGAAAAUCCUGGGAUUCGACGAGUCCUUACAGAGACUCGGCGGCCUUGAACAACGGAGAAGAUCUCAGUUACUCGGAGAAGAACAGCGAGAACGAACUUUUCGACGAAAACGCAAAGGGACCGGAUAAUCGAAUAAUUGAUAGCGAUUACAGAGCGGAAACGGCCAAGAACGAAGAUAAUUUAUUGAGCGCGAACAACGAGGAAGAAAAUUAUCCGAAGAAUCAUCGCAGCGAGUGGAGCGAGGUGCGUUACCCGACGAGUCCGGAAUUGCUCAACUACAACCGUCGACCGAAUGCGACGACGAGCCCCCAUCUGCCUGGAAGCUCGACGGAAUCCGGAGGCGACGCGGGGGUAAAGACUCUCUCUGAUUACGUGAAAGCAAUAUUCGAUUCGAUGAAAAAUGCUGAGGAGCAGAAGAGCGAAAACGAAACAUUUUCGAGGGGUGAUUCGACAUCUCCUGGCGAUGAACGCGUCUCGUCGAGCACGAGUUAUUCACCCGGAACGAGCGAGGAUUCGGAAAGCGUUCCAACCACAAUUCCAUCGAGCUCCGAUUAUCCGACGGAAAAAGUAGAAAUAUCGGAAGAUUCUUCGGUUAAAUUGGCCUCGAACUCGUCGGAGAGUGAAAGUGAAGGGAAGGAUGAAGAUCCAACGGUAGGGAAUACGGAAAAUCCCGUUGAAAAUGAUACGGAAGAGUUUACCGAACCUCCGCAGAGUACAGAAAUCGUCGAAACGACGAAAUACGUCGAAGAAACAACGGAAGUGUCGACAGAGGCAAGUUCCAGCGAGACGUCAAACUCGUUCACAAUUUCACAACCUUCAGAAGCAUCCGCUAUGACGGAUUCGGCAAAUCCGAUCGAUCACAAAACUACAGCCGCCACUGAAAGUUCACCUCAAGCCAAAAAUUCGUCUGAAACGAAACUGGGCGCGAUACUUCGCACUUCGACCACGACCAAGGUUUCCCACAUGACUGAAAUUUGUUACCGAGGCAGAUGUGUCAUGACCAAACCGAAAAAGGAAGUUUAUGCGAGAUGAUUGGCUGAGGGAUGAGACAGCGACCCUCGUCGACGAUCCCAAUCGAAUUCGUGACUCAACAACUCUCGUGGAAACAAAAUAAUGCUGUCAAAAAUCACUUAAAUAUCAACUCAGUCGUGUGAUCGAGGCGUAUGAAUAGCUGAUAAGAAAAUAUGCGGGAAUAUACCAAUAUUGUCAGUGUCCAAGCGAAUGUGAACGAAGUACUUACAUUGCAAACUAUUUUUCAUCUUACUUUUCAAUGCACCGCAACUCUAGUGACGGUGAAUGUCAAAAAUAUAUUUUCCAACAAACACUUGUAUAUUUUCGCAUAUUUUUUGAGGUCCGGUGUCGAAUUUUACAGAGCGAAGUGCUUCGCCAAGAUUUUGGAGACGUUCUCCAAAAACGCAAUUUGCUACAUUUAUUAGCAAUCGUUUAAAGAAAAAUGGAAGAGUCAUGAAAUUUUACAUCGGAUUUUUGUACUUAAACUUUGUCUUUAUCAUUCAUUAUAUUUUCCAUCAUUAUUUAUUCGACGAUUUCCCUAUCGUCACACUGUGAGGGCGCGUGCGUCAGAUUAAUUGUAUUUAUCUCACGAUGACGAAAUGUGCGUAAUUAUAGGGACAAAUUUGCAUAACACUGACAACGACAUGACGCUGAAGCUUGUUAUUACAAAUUGCCCUCGUUUCGUAUACACAUAUGUAGCUCUAUUAACGUUCAUAAUACGCAUUAAAUUAUUUCCCAUUGCAAUAACAGAGAACGAGAACGAUAGCAAGCUAACUGAUCGGUUUUCUAUUAUUAUUUGUAACGAUUCUCAUCACGUGAGAGUCGAGAUAUUUCAAGUAUUUUUUAUCGUUGUAUAAUUCUUAUUUAAUUAUGUUAUUUUAUACAUUUUUUUAUCGUAAAUUUACUUGUAAUAUAUCUUAGUUUGUUCCUAGGCUCGAUCGAGAAGUUAUUUCGGAAAAUAAAAAUUUUUGAAAAAUUC
Molecule: messenger RNA, 8014 nt
Organism: Venturia canescens
Lineage: Eukaryota; Metazoa; Arthropoda; Insecta; Hymenoptera; Ichneumonidae
Product: mucin-5AC
Exons: 8
Coding region: 1-7056 (2351 amino acids)
Source: RefSeq, a predicted model, not a curated record